This is a messenger RNA of Mercurialis annua (annual mercury), 3401 nucleotides long. RefSeq names its product probable alpha,alpha-trehalose-phosphate synthase [UDP-forming] 7. Bases 279 to 2840 code for a protein of 853 amino acids. The transcript has 4 exons. Gene Ontology annotation, cellular component: cytosol. The record is from RefSeq and is a predicted model, not a curated record. Gene Ontology annotation, biological process: trehalose biosynthetic process. Gene Ontology annotation, molecular function: catalytic activity. NCBI's taxonomy places the organism in Eukaryota, Viridiplantae, Streptophyta, Magnoliopsida, Malpighiales, Euphorbiaceae.
UUUGGGCAAAACAGAAAAAUAAAAUGAAAAAGAAUUGUAAAUGUGUCUCUUGAGAAAUAGAGAGGACCAAAACCUAACAAAAGUGAAACCCUAGAUUUCUUUCUUCAAUUUGCAGAUUGCACAUUUUUUUUAUUCCAAUUAAUAUUUGUUCAGAUCCAAGCAGCAAACUUACAAACUUUUCUUUAAUUUUCAAAAGCUGAGAUCCUAUUGAAUUGUAGUCAUUUGCACAAGAAAUCAAUUAUUUGUGGUGAUUGUGAGUCUUCAAAAGAAGUGUCAAGAUGAUGUCAAGAUCAUAUACCAAUCUUUUAGAUCUAGCUUCUGGGAAUUUUCCUGUAAUGGGACAACCCCGCGAAAGGAAAAGAUUGCCCCGUGUUAUGACGGUUCCUGGUGUCAUUUCUGAGCUUGAUGAUGAUCAGGCGAAUAGCGUGGCCUCGGAUGUACCUUCGUCGAUCGUUCAGGACCGUAUAAUCAUUGUGGCGAAUCAGCUACCGGUAAAAGCUAAGCGUAGGCCUGAUAAUAAAGGAUGGAGUUUUAGCUGGGACGAUGAUUCGUUGUUAUUGCAGUUGAAAGAUGGGUUGCCUGAAGAUAUGGAGGUUUUAUACGUUGGUUCGUUGAGGGUUGAAGUUGAUUCGAGUGAACAAGAUGAUGUGUCACAGCUUUUGUUGGAUAGGUUUAAAUGUGUUCCUGCAUUUCUUCCUCCUGAUAUUUUGUCCAAGUUUUAUCACGGGUUCUGUAAACAGCAUUUGUGGCCACUUUUUCACUACAUGCUUCCAUUUUCAGCUAAUCAUGGUGGAAGGUUUGAUAGGUCGUUGUGGGAGGCGUAUGUGGCGGCAAAUAAGAUCUUUUCUCAAAGGGUGAUUGAGGUUAUAAACCCAGAGGAUGACUUUGUCUGGAUUCAUGACUAUCAUUUGAUGGUGCUACCGACAUUUUUGAGAAGACGAUUUAAUAGAUUGAGAAUGGGGUUCUUUCUGCACAGUCCGUUUCCUUCAUCAGAGAUAUAUAGGACUUUACCUGUGAGGGAAGAGAUUCUUAAGGCUUUAUUGAAUUCCGAUCUCAUUGGUUUUCACACUUUUGAUUAUGCUAGGCAUUUUCUUUCUUGCUGCAGUCGAAUGUUAGGUUUGGAGUAUCAGUCAAAGAGAGGUUAUAUAGGAUUGGAGUAUUACGGUAGGACUGUUGGGAUAAAAAUCAUGCCUGUGGGGAUUCACAUGGGUCAGAUUCAGUCAGUGUUGAAACUUGCAGAUAAGGAAUGGAGAGUAGGAGAGCUGAAACAGCAGUUUGAUGGAAAAACUGUUUUACUUGGGGUUGAUGAUAUGGACAUCUUCAAAGGUGUCAAUUUGAAGCUUCUCGCAAUGGAACAGAUGCUGAAGCAGCAUCCAAAGUGGCAGGGAAGGGCAGUUUUGGUGCAGAUUGCUAACCCUGCCAGAGGUAAAGGGAAAGAUUUGGAAGAGAUACAGGCUGAAAUACAGGAAAGCUGCAAGAGAAUUAAUGAAACUUUUGGAAAACCUGGCUAUGAACCAAUUGUCUUUAUUGAUAGGCCGGUAUCUCUCAGUGAAAGAGCUGCGUAUUAUACCAUAGCUGAGUGUGUUGUAGUGGCUGCUGUGAGGGAUGGGAUGAAUCUUACUCCUUACGAGUACGUAGUGUGUAGACAGGGUGUUUCUGAGUCCGAAUCUAGUUCAGAAGCCAAUGGCCCUAAAAAGAGCAUGCUGGUUGUUUCAGAGUUUAUCGGCUGUUCUCCUUCACUCAGUGGUGCAAUUCGGGUCAAUCCGUGGAACAUUGAAUCAACUGCCGAGGCAAUGAAUGAAGCGAUUUCAAUGUCUGAUUCUGAGAAGCAAUUGCGUCAUGAGAAACAUUACAGGUACGUCAGCACGCAUGAUGUGGCAUACUGGGCAAGAAGCUUCUUCCAAGAUAUGGAAAGAUCUUGUAGAGAUCAUUUCAGAAGACGUUGUUGGGGAAUUGGUUUAAGCUUUGGUUUUAGGGUCGUCGCUCUAGAUCCUAAUUUCAGAAAGUUGUCUAUUGACGCAAUUGUCUCUGCAUAUGUAAGGUCCCAAAACAGGGCUAUAUUGUUUGACUAUGAUGGUACUGUAAUGCCUCAAACUUCCAUCAACAAGUCCCCUAGUCAAGAGGUCAUUGGUAUUAUAGAUACUCUAUGCAGUGAUGCAAAGAACACUGUUUUUGUUGUUAGUGGACGAGGGCGGGACAGUUUGGGGAAGUGGUUUUCUCCUUGCAGAAAGCUUGGAAUUGCAGCUGAACAUGGCUUUUUUAUGAGGUGGUCUGCGGAUCAGCAGUGGGAGACUUGUUGCCAGACUACUGAUUUUGGAUGGUUUCAAAUGGCUGAACCUGUCAUGAAGUUGUAUACAGAGUCGACCGAUGGCUCUUCCAUUGAGAAAAAGGAGAGUGCCUUAGUAUGGCAUCACAGGGAUGCUGAUCCAGGUUUUGGUGCCAGCCAGGCCAAGGAGUUGUUGGACCAUCUAGAGAGUGUGCUUGCAAAUGAACCUGUUGCUGUAAAGAGUGGUCAAUUUAUUGUUGAAGUAAAGCCACAGGCAAUCAGUAAAGGCUUUGUUGCAGAGAAGAUUUUUGCAUCAAUGGCUGAAAGUGGAAAGCAAGCGGAUUUUGUAGUGUGUAUCGGGGAUGACAGAUCAGAUGAAGACAUGUUUGAGAUAAUUGGCAAUGCAAUAUCGAGUGGGAUCCUUUCCUCAACCACUUCUGUAUUUGCAUGUACUGUUGGACAAAAACCAAGUAAAGCCAAGUACUAUUUGGAUGAUACAAGUGAUGUUAUAAACAUGCUCGAAGCUCUCGCCGAAGCUUCAAGUCCGUCACCCUCUCCCAGCAGUUCUCCUUGAAAGUUCCCAUUGCCGCCGCUUUACAGCCAAUCAGCAGGAAUAUACACUAUACUGCUCUGUGAUUAAAAGCGACUAUCAUUUUGUGCGAGAUUCUGAAAGAGGCAUUGCAAGGCCUUGUGGUUCAUUAUUGAGGCCAACUGAGAUUUGUCGAGUUUGGUUCUGUGAAUGCAAUAGUCUGAACCAGCAUCGUCACUAUUGCGGACGAUAAUAUUUUUUCUUUCAUGAACUUGAACAUCUGGGGUUGAGGAAUUCAUUUGUGAAAACUGACUUGGAGAUAAAAUAAAGGAGCGUGUAAAAGGGCAGCCUCCGUAGGAUCAGUAUAAUUGUGAUUGUGGCCGGAACUUGACUUGCAAUUCUUGACAUGAUGGUGGUGAAAAACUGGGAACUUUUUGGUGGUAGCCUAAAUCAGGUAUUAGCUGGUUUUUAGUUCCUUGUUGAACAAACAAUAUAGGAGAACCAAUUUUCUUCUUUUAAAUUUCUGGGUGAACUUUCUUUUUCCUUGGGACGCUGAACAAUUUCUUUGCUAGUUCAAUCUGUAAAUCUAUAGUAAAAUUUGGCUCC